AUGUAUGUCAAACGAGUCUCUCUCACCUCAAAGAAGAACUGGUGGAUGGUGGAGAUCGAUGAGGAGGAGUCGAGCACAAAACCGCCUCUGCUUAACUCUUCAUCUGAUUCUUUCUCGUCCUCGGAAGAGACCAAGGUGGCACCUGAUGACGGUCACUACAAGCCAGACGCCGAUGUACAUGUAAAAAGCCCCUCCCCGAAUCCAUCGAUACCGGUCUAUAAACCACCUCGACACCCAACUGCCAUCUUCUCUUUCCCGACCCCUACAGCAUACUCCGCGCCUCCCAACCCAACAGCAAAUCUCGUCCCCUGUGCACAGGGUUCUGCAUCCGAACUCUUCAAAUGCAUUGUCAAGAGGCCCGACGUCAUACAGCUCGAAAUUAAUGGGGAAAUGCAAUCUAACGCGUCAGACGUCACCACCCAGUUCCUUGCCGAGCUACGUGUGUACACGAAAGUGGCUAGACACCGUAACAUUGCUGCAUUCCUGGGAUGUUUGGAGAAUGUGGGGAUGGUUCUUGAGUAUGUGGACGGACGAACCUUGUACGAGGUCAUCCGUCAACGACCACCCCUCACAAGAGAUAAGAAGAUUGAUUUCCAUAACCAGCUCCUUGCCGGCCUGACGCACCUCCAUUCGUAUGGCCUGAGCCACGGUGACCUGUCGUUAUUGAACGUACAAGUCACUUGGUCCUCAGAUACGAUAAAGCUCCUCGAUUUUGGGCGCUCUGUCUCCAUCGACUCGAGACUCAUACCGCCUUCCGACGAGCCUGCUGAUCCAUGGCAACACUUUGCACGCAAGGCGACGAGCCCAGGUUACAGAACACCCCAGCAGAGGAUAGAGCAGAUUCAUCCAGGGACCCGGCCCUUCGCGGCGCCAGAAGUGUUACGAGAAGAGUGUGAAGAUCCCCUCCUCGCGGAUGCAUAUAGUUUUGGGAUGAUCCUCAUAUGCAUCGACCGGUGUGAAAUGGUAGACAUGAAGCCAUGGGAACAACGCAAAGAUGCGGUACCUGACUAUUUGUUCGCGGGGGGCGAGAUUUUCGAGGAGCGGGCGAGGGAGUACCUGAGGAGAUGGGACUUGAGGAGAAGACUUACCAAGGAAGAUGCCUUUCCAACCGAUAGCUGA
Pisolithus orientalis is the source of this 1119-nucleotide messenger RNA. RefSeq names its product kinase-like domain-containing protein. The transcript is spliced from 2 exons. NCBI's taxonomy places the organism in Eukaryota, Fungi, Basidiomycota, Agaricomycetes, Boletales, Pisolithaceae. Bases 1 to 1119 code for a protein of 372 amino acids. The record is from RefSeq and is a predicted model, not a curated record. Gene Ontology annotation, biological process: protein phosphorylation. Gene Ontology annotation, molecular function: protein kinase activity; ATP binding.